Molecule: messenger RNA, 2424 nt
Organism: Hermetia illucens (black soldier fly)
Lineage: Eukaryota; Metazoa; Arthropoda; Insecta; Diptera; Stratiomyidae
Gene: Tbh
Product: tyramine beta-hydroxylase
Exons: 7
Coding region: 493-2295 (600 amino acids)
Biological process (GO): dopamine catabolic process; octopamine biosynthetic process; norepinephrine biosynthetic process
Cellular component (GO): secretory granule membrane
Molecular function (GO): dopamine beta-monooxygenase activity; copper ion binding
Source: RefSeq, a predicted model, not a curated record
UUCAAUUUUGCUCUCAUAACGGCUAUUUCCGUCUACGUAUCUCGACGUCUCUCAUUUCCGAUUCAUAUCCAGUUUUAUUUCCUGACGAAUAGUUGACAUAUUUUCACGAUUCUCAUAUAUGUUGUCCUUUUAGUAGACUAUUCAUCCUUUCGAUUAAUAAUCCACAAUAACAAGCAACCACAACUAUAUUACUCAGCGGGUGGAGGAAGCAUCGACGGUAUUAUUGCCGACAAGUGGUUGUACUAUAUACAGGAGUGUGCGGACUGGGUACCGGAUCACUUCCAAUAUAAAUAGAGUGAUGCCUUUCGUGGUUAUCCUUAAUCGAGUUGGUUAAGCGUUCCGAAACUCGUCGCCGAUACACGUGGAGAAUCAAACAGUUGAAGUGCUUUCCCGAGAGUACAUGCACUUGUAUCAAAAUUCGCAGGACUGUAUGAAUUGAAAGGAUUUAUAAUUCGUAGUUGGGAUUUGGUGUAGUUCAAGAGUGAUUGCAGUAUGAAGUGGUUGCUGCCGUUUGGAAUAAUUAUUAAAAUUUUGCCAUUAGUCAUUAUUGCAAGUCGACUUUCUGACACAAAACUCCAUAAUCUUUAUCUGGAUCAUAAUGAAAUUAAAUUAAGUUGGUUGGUCGACUGGUACAAGAAGGAAGUUCUCUUUCACAUCCAGAAUGCAUUUACCCCGGAUUACAAAUGGUUUUCUCUGGGUUUCUCAAAGCGCGGUGAAAUGGGAAAUUCAGAUAUUUGCUUUUUCGAAUAUCAAAACAAUUUCUUCAACAUAGUCACUGACACUUACAUAAGCGCAGAUGGGAAAUAUGUAAGAAAAGACUACCAACAGGAUUGUAUUCUCAUCAGGGUCGAUGAUAAUUCAGUGGCAUUUAAAAGAAAGUUCGACACUUGUGAUGCUUUGGAUUUAAGAAUGCAUGAAGGAACAAUGUAUAUUUUAUGGGCUCGAGGUAAGGACGAACUGGAAUUCGAAAAUGAUGAAUUACCUUUACCAGAACCGAGCAAGCAUGACUGGGGUAUGCAUAUGGUCCAGCUUUUACGAGCUGAUAAAAUUCAGAUACCCGAAAAAGACCUGAAAGCGAUCGAAAUAGUCCUCGACAAAGUUGCUGUUCCCAAUAAAGAGACAACUUACUGGUGUCACGUUCAAAAAUUAGAAGAGUUUUUGAAAAACAAGCAUCACAUUGUCCAAUUUGAACCGAUUAUUCGUUCGAAAAGCCUUGUCCAUCAUAUGGAAGUUUUUCAUUGUGAUACCGACCCUAACGUAGAGAUUCCUCUCUACAAUGGUGAUUGUGAUGAUUUACCUCAAGAGGCAAAAGUUUGUUCAAAAGUGAUUUCGUUGUGGGCAAUGGGUGCCAGCACUUUCACAUAUCCAGAAGAAGCGGGCCUACCUAUUGGAGGGCCAGAUUACAAUCCUUAUAUUCGGCUCGAGGUUCAUUUCAAUAACCCCGAAUUGAUUGCGGGACAAAUUGAUAGUUCUGGUAUGCGAAUUAAAAUGGUAUCGACAUUACGACAAUACGACGCAGCUGUUAUGGAGUUGGGGCUGGAGUACACUGACAAAAUGGUGAUACCACCAGGCGUACUUGGAUUUCCCUUGAGCGGUUAUUGCAUUUCGGAAUGUACUCAGGUGGCUCUUCCAAAAUCCGGCAUAACAAUCUUCGGAUCACAAUUACACACACAUUUGAGAGGAGUACGGAUAAUGACCAGACAUUUUCGAAAUGAGGAGGAAUUGAGGGAGGUGAACCGAGACGACUAUUAUUCCCAUCAUUUCCAGGAGAUUCGAAGCUUACGCUACAAGCCCAAAGUUUUGCCAGGCGAUGCGUUGGUUACUACAUGUUACUACGACACAGUUGGAUACAAAAACGCCACUCUAGGGGGCUUUUCCAUAAGUGAUGAAAUGUGCGUAAACUACAUUCACUACUAUCCUGCUACCAAACUGGAAGUGUGCAAAAGUUCAGUCUCUGAAAAGACCCUUGCCGACUACUUUGCCUACAUGAAAAGGAAAGAGCAUCAACAUAAAAUUCGCAUAGGUGGAGCUCGGUCGGAGAACUAUCGUAGCAUUCGUUGGACAAAGCCAAGAAUUGAUGAACUGUACACAAUGUACAUUCAGGAGCCAUUAAGCAUGCAAUGCAAUAGGUCAGAUGGGAUGCGCUUCGAAGGAUAUGAUUGGGAAGGGGCGCCUAUAACUCCUGUUCGUAUUCAACUUCCCAUUCAUAGAGAAUCGUGCCAAAAUUACAAUCCAUUCUGGAUGAAACCGCUGGAAGAUGGAGAAUGUGAUCUUCUGGGUGAAUGUAUCUAUUGAAGGCAUUGUUAAAUGUACAUAUUGAAAGAUAGCGUUAUUGGAUAUUAUGCUUAAUGAAUAAAAUAUGCAAAUGUAAGAAAGACUACGUUUAAAAAUGAAAGAGUAUUAGUAAUAUAUACAAUAUGUUGA